AUGGCCCCUACAAAGUACAGCAAUCCCCCGCAGAAGGCACCUGUUUUCUACGCUAAAGACCAGGAUGCCUCGAGAAUCAUUGAGAGAACUAAAGAGCUGUUGGCCAGAAGUAAGGCCGUCACAGAUGCCGUGGUGAAGGACAUCAAGGCUUCCGAUGCACGAUUCGAUAACGUACUCCUACCGAUGGCUCUCGAUGACAACGAACUAGCAACUGAAGCACACAUCAUCGGGUUCUAUUCCGCGAUAUCCACGAGCCAGGCAUUGAGGGAUGCUUCUACCGAAGCGGAGCAGCUCAUGGAUGACUUCGGAAUUGAAGCUAGCAUGCGCGAGGAUGUAUUUGCUCUAGUUGGUGCUGUCGCACAAAGAACAGAGAAGCUAGACCCGGAGUCCGCACGUUACCUGGAGAAGGAACACAAGGGCUACCUGCGCAACGGUCUAGGAAUACCGGAGGGUCCUCAGAGAGACCGUUUUAAAGACAUCAAGAAGAAGCUUAGUGAGAUCGGAAUUGCGUUCCAGAAGAAUCUGAACGAAGAGAAAGGCGGUUUAUGGUUCACACUGGAAGAGCUCGAGGGCGUUCCACGGGAUGUUGUAGAUGAUCUUAAGAAGGGAGAAGGCGAGAACGAGGGCAAGGUCUUCCUCGAUUUCAAGUACCCCAGCUUGUUCCCAACUCAGAAGUAUGCUUUGAGUCCCGAGGUCCGCCGGAAAGUGUUCGUCAGCAACGAGAAUAAGGUCAACCAAAACGUUCCUCUAUUCCGCGACGCUGUCCUCCUUCGUGACGAAGCAGCGCGCCUCCUUGGCUACAAAAACCAUGCGGAGUUUAGGAUCGAAGAUAAAAUGGCUAAGACCCCGAAGACUGUCAACGACUUUCUUGGCGACCUACGGGAACGUCUAGCACCUGGUGGGCUCAAGGAAAUUGAAAAGCUCCUCGAAUUCAAGAAAAAUGACUACAAGUCUCGUGGUCUCGAAGAUUCGUAUGAUGGGAAGUACUACCUCUGGGACCACCGCUUCUAUGAUCGUCUGAUGCUAGAAAAGGAGUUCCAACUUGACCAAGAGAAAAUCGCGGAAUACUUCCCACUCCAGACGACCAUCGAAGGGAUGCUCAAGAUCUUCCAGGAACUCUUUGGUCUCGUAUUUAUCGAGAUCGUGGGCGAAGACCGCGCCGCUGUCGCCGAGGGAGGUGAUGGUGAUCAUGUAUGUUGGCACAAAGAUGUCCAACUGUUUAGCGUCUGGGACGAUGAGAGUGAAGGCAAUGGCUUUGUUGGCUAUCUUUACCUCGAUCUGUUUCCGCGUGAUGGUAAAUACGGCCAUGCAGCAAAUUUCAAUCUGCAACCCGGCUUCAUCAACGCUAAAGGUGAACGUCAUUAUCCCGCGACAGCACUUGUAUGCAACUUCUCGAAAUCCUCAGAGAAGAAGCCUAGUCUACUCAAACACGACGAGGUCGUAACACUCUUCCACGAGCUAGGCCACGGCAUUCACGAUCUAGUCUCCAAGACUAAAUACAGCCGUUUCCACGGUACGAGUACUGUGCGUGACUUUGUGGAGGCGCCAUCUCAAAUGCUCGAGAACUGGUGCUGGACACCCUCUCAACUGCGCUCGCUUUCUCGGCAUUACUCCUAUCUCAGUCCCGCGUAUGCUGAAGAAUACGCGUCGUCCAACCAGAACACUAAGCCUGAAGAGCACAUUCCGGAUGCGCUCAUCAAUAGUCUGAUCAACACUAAGCAUGUCAACGACGCCCUAUUCAAUUUGCGCCAGUUGCACUUUGGCAUUUUCGAUAUGACAGUGCACACGCCGGAAAGUCACGAGGCUAUCGAGAAGUUACCGAUACCGGAAACGUACAACAGGCUUCGACAUGAAAUCAGCAAGCUUGAGGGACCAGAGGCGUUUGGCGAGAGCUGGGACUGGGGCAACGGACAGGCCACAUUUGGGCACUUGAUUGGCGGGUAUGAUGCUGGGUACUACGGAUACCUGAGCUCCCAAGUUUACUCUGCAGACAUGUUCUACACUGUCUUCAAAGCGGACCCGAUGAACGGCAAGGAGGGCAGACGGUACAGACACACUGUGCUGGAGCGCGGAGGGAGCCAGGAGGAGAUGCAGACGCUGGAGGACUUCUUGGGUCGCAAGCCGAGCACUGAAGCGUUCUACAAGGAGCUUGGUCUGAGCUAG
Molecule: messenger RNA, 2163 nt
Organism: Pseudovirgaria hyperparasitica
Lineage: Eukaryota; Fungi; Ascomycota; Dothideomycetes; Acrospermales; Acrospermaceae
Exons: 5
Coding region: 1-2163 (720 amino acids)
Biological process (GO): proteolysis; peptide metabolic process
Cellular component (GO): mitochondrial intermembrane space
Molecular function (GO): metalloendopeptidase activity
Source: RefSeq, a predicted model, not a curated record